AUGCCCCGCGAAGUGGCGAUGAACUUCUUGAGAGUCCACGAAAGCUCGGAUUCUACACAUGCACGCGAUUCCUUCGAUUCCCUGUGCGAGUCAACAGCGGGAGUGGGCCAGUCCUCGGAGAAGGUUAUCGAAGGAUGCUCGGAAAGACCAGCUCCGCCACAAUCACCAGAAUCACGGAUGUUUCUGCACUUGGUUGGUUACUCCCUGCCGGAGAUUGCAGCGAGUUGUUCGGAAGGAUCAACAGCGGGACUUGGCCAGUCCCCGGUCCAGUACUACCCGGCAAAUCUUCCUGGUAUUUUUUUUCACUUGCGGAACCGAUCCUCGCAACAACCUUCCCCGCAAUCCACCAGCAAUCUGUGCAAGAAGCCCAGUGCGGAUCUGCGCUCCGACCCAGAAAUUGCCGACAAGACCAUCGACUGCCUCGGACUUGGGAUUUCACCGGAAGUCGAUCCGACGGUGCGGAUUUGCGCCGGCUCUGCCGAACGCGUCGACGCGCAGCACGCUUUCCGGACGCGAGACCUGCACUGCAACAGUUACGUCGAGAACUCCGGAGGACAAGGAAGACGAGGACGUGUGCCGGUUCUGCUUGAAGGCGGAUGGCGGGUGGCGUUGGUCGAGUUGUUUCCGGGCGGCGGCGGGAGCGUGGCGGAUGAGGUGCAAACGGUGCGGGAUUGUUUAGGGGUUGAGAUCAACAGCUGGGACAUGGUGACGAAGAUUUACGGGGAUUGUGUGGGCGGUAUUGAAAAGUUGGCUAAAUUUCGGGCGGAAUUUUCGCCGACAGCCGUGCCGGUGAAGCUGGAGGACGUGACGGAUUCGUCGGAUUCGUACAGCAUUGGCAGCGAGAAUGGGGAAGGGGGUGAGGGUUUUGAGUCGGACAGUUCGACGGCGGAUAACGGGGAGAAGCGUGGGGAAAAGCGGAAGGUCACGGCACGGUCGCUGCCGUGGAUUGGAAGUGACCACGAGGUUACGAAGGUUACAAGUCUAAAUGUUUGAACGGAGCGGAGGAUGGAGUUUAUGCGAAGGUGAAGGCCAAUAAUGCGGAUAUUUACAAAAUCCUCCAGCAGAAGGA
Messenger RNA from Culex pipiens pallens (northern house mosquito), 1069 nucleotides. RefSeq lists its product as uncharacterized. The record is from RefSeq and is a predicted model, not a curated record. NCBI's taxonomy places the organism in Eukaryota, Metazoa, Arthropoda, Insecta, Diptera, Culicidae. Bases 1 to 993 code for a protein of 330 amino acids. The transcript is spliced from 3 exons.